UGGGAAGUGCUGCCAAGACAGUAGGAGAAGUUGCAGAGUAAAAGCCUUGGUCAUCAUUGGCUCUGUAACUUUUCAUUCUUUUUCUCCUUUUCCCCCAACUCUGGGUUUUUCAUUGUGCAUCACAAGUGUAAAUGGAUGGGCUUCACAGAAGCUUGAAGUACUGAGAGGUUUGAUCCAGACCCAGGCUACAACCAGUGAUGUCCGAGACCAAACUGGACUGUCUCCCUUCUUGCAGGAACUGGUCUUCUGUUCCAGAACUGAAUGAUACUCAGGAGCCUUUUUCAAUCCCCUCUGCUGACUAUAAUGAUGAGGAAUUUCUGCGAUACCUUUGGAGGGAAUAUUUACAUCCCAAAGAAUAUGAAUGGGUCCUGAUUGCAGGGUAUAUUGUUGUAUUCAUUGUGGCUCUCAUUGGAAACAUCCUGGUUUGUAUUGCAGUGUGGAAGAACCAUCACAUGCGGACAGUUACCAACUACUUCAUAGUAAACCUCUCCCUGGCUGAUGUUCUUGUCACAAUCACUUGUCUUCCAGCCACAUUAGUAGUGGAUAUCACAGAAACUUGGUUUUUUGGGCAGACCCUCUGCAAGGUGAUCCCCUAUUUACAGACUGUGUCAGUCUCUGUGUCUGUACUAACACUUAGCUGCAUCGCUUUGGAUCGCUGGUAUGCAAUUUGUCACCCUUUGAUGUUUAAAAGCACAGCCAAGAGGGCAAGGAAUAGCAUUAUCAUUAUCUGGAUUGUGUCCUGCAUUAUAAUGAUUCCUCAGGCUAUUGUUAUGGAGUGCAGCAGUAUGUUCCCAGGAUUAGCUAACAAAACUAUCUUAUUCACAGUUUGUGAUGAGCAGUGGGGAGGUGAGGUCUACCCCAAAAUGUAUCACACGUGUUUUUUUCUGGUGACAUACGUGGCACCACUGUGUCUUAUGGUGUUGGCCUAUUUACAAAUAUUUCGAAAACUAUGGUGCCGCCAGAUCCCGGGAACUUCCUCAGUAGUUCAAAGAAAAUGGAAGCCUCUGCCCUCUUUAGCACAGCCCCGGGGGCUGGGACAGUCUACCAAGUCAAGGAUUGGUGGGGUAGCAGCUGAAAUAAAACAGAUUCGAGCCAGGAGGAAAACAGCGCGUAUGCUAAUGGUGGUUCUCUUGGUUUUUGCACUUUGCUAUCUACCAAUUAGUAUCCUCAAUGUCUUAAAAAGGGUUUGGGGGAUGUUUAACUAUGCUGAUGACAGAGAGACUGUGUAUGCCUGGUUUACAUUCUCGCACUGGCUUGUGUAUGCCAACAGUGCAGUGAACCCUAUCAUUUAUAACUUUCUCAGUGGAAAAUUUAGAGAAGAAUUUAAAGCAGCAUUUUCUUGCUGCUGGCUUGACAUUCACCAUCACCAGGAUGAACGACUCACCAGGGGCCGUGCAAGCACUGAAAGUCGGAAAUCCUUGACCACCCAGAUCAGCAAUUUUGAUAAUGUUUCAAAACUUUCAGAACAUGUUGUGCUGACCAACAUGAGCACACUCCCAGCACAUGGUGUGACAUCCAAACUCAGCCCAUUGAAGUCAGUGGAACUGCACCUGCAUACGCCAGGGAUGAACAUGACUUCAAGUUUAGAUGAAGCAGAAAGAGUUUCUGUGGAAGACAGUGGCACAACAGAGAAUACAGAGUGGGCCAAAUUCAUCCCUGGUGUAACCAAACUGACCUUACUGGAGUUACAUCAGGGAUGAGUUUUGCCCUGUACAUUUAAAACAACCUGCAAAUGGCACUCCAGUGACAACACAAGAGUUGGACAAAGGGAUUCCUCCAAAAUGACUGCUUCUUCAAUUCCCAGUCUUAUGGAAACUUACUUACCUCAUCAUGAGCUAAAGAUACAGAAUUCACGUCUUUGCAAGACUUUUUAAAGAAUAUAUUGCAUCACGCUUUGUAAAUACUGGAUAUAUUUAUUUUUAAUAUAUCCCAGAUGCCAUGUAACAUUCUCAAAUGCAUCAAGUAAAGAACUGAGUAUUUCAAA
Mauremys reevesii (Reeves's turtle) is the source of this 1984-nucleotide messenger RNA. RefSeq names its product hypocretin receptor 2 (gene HCRTR2). NCBI's taxonomy places the organism in Eukaryota, Metazoa, Chordata, Testudines, Geoemydidae. The transcript is spliced from 8 exons. The record is from RefSeq and is a predicted model, not a curated record. Bases 198 to 1700 code for a protein of 500 amino acids. Gene Ontology annotation, molecular function: orexin receptor activity. Gene Ontology annotation, cellular component: membrane. Gene Ontology annotation, biological process: feeding behavior; G protein-coupled receptor signaling pathway; circadian sleep/wake cycle process.